CAAGCUAACAGCUAACGUUAACAAGCUAACAGCUAACGUUAACAAGCUAACAGCUAACGUUAACAGCUAACGUUAACAAGCUAACAGCUAACGUUAACAAAGAUAACAGCUAACGUUAACAAGCUAACAGCUAACGUUAACAAGCUAACAGCUAUAUUACAUUAUUUUGAAUGAUGUCAUGGCAUUGGAAUUUUUGGGGGUUUUAGCGCCACCUAGUGUCUUUCUAGUGAGGAAACACUCAUUAUUAAUCCUGCCUUUUAUUUUGAUACUUACCUUCAGCUGAUGUAACAUCCUGUGAUGUCAAAUCUAGCUAGAAGUAGGAAGUUCAUUACUUCAGUUGAGUCAGAACAUGCCAAGGUGAAGAGAUGCUCAUCCUUGAAGGACGUUCUUGCCCUUGUUAAGGCUUUGCUUAGCAACAUGUCGGACAUCAGAGAAAAAGACGUAGAAGAGGAGGAAGAGGAGGAAGAGGAAGUGACAUGUGAGCCACUCCCCCCCCCGCCAUCCACUGUUGCCAUGGAGAGGAUUGUGAGGAGGCAGGACCUGGUGUGCAUCAUCUGCUUCGGCAGCUACGACCUCACCACGCGGUUACCACGGCGACUUCACUGCGGACACGCCUUCUGUCAGGCAUGUUUGAGGAGGCUGGACACGGUCAUCAACGAGCAGGUGUGGAUCCCGUGCCCUCAGUGCCGGCAGAACACCCCUCGGCCGCGGGGGGGGGCAGCAGGUCUGGAUCUGGACCUGGUCUCCUUCCUGGGGGUGAAGGCACAGCAGGCAGUUCCCCCCUUGCUGUCCUCCCUGAAGGGGGGGCUAGACAGGAAGCCCUGGCUUGGGAAGGAGGCCCCCCCCGAGGACGGCUGGGCUCAUGGAGGACUGGCAGAGCCGCGUUUCCAUCGUUACGGCAACUGCUGCCCACCGCCCUCCUAUUGGCUGUGCUGCUGGUUCUGCUGCCAGGGACGGGGCUAG
Messenger RNA from Eleginops maclovinus (Patagonian blennie), 963 nucleotides. RefSeq names its product ring finger protein 224 (gene rnf224). The record is from RefSeq and is a predicted model, not a curated record. NCBI's taxonomy places the organism in Eukaryota, Metazoa, Chordata, Actinopteri, Perciformes, Eleginopidae.